Messenger RNA from Achroia grisella, 1012 nucleotides. RefSeq names its product CBY1-interacting BAR domain-containing protein 1 (gene Fam92). Gene Ontology annotation, biological process: cilium assembly. NCBI's taxonomy places the organism in Eukaryota, Metazoa, Arthropoda, Insecta, Lepidoptera, Pyralidae. Bases 39 to 986 code for a protein of 315 amino acids. The record is from RefSeq and is a predicted model, not a curated record. Gene Ontology annotation, cellular component: ciliary basal body; ciliary transition zone. The transcript has 7 exons.
GUUCAUGCUUUAUAGACACGACAAUAUUUAGUAAUAAAAUGUUUAGAGGUGAUAAUCCUCAUUCUUUGAGUUAUGAACAGCAAGCAAAGUUUAUACAAGAUCGCAUUACAAACGUGGAAAAGAACUUUGGUGUGUUAUGUGUAGCUUUUGGCGAUUAUUCUAGAAAAACAGCAAGGUUGCGCGAUAUGGGAGAUGAACUCACUAAGGUCCUCAAAGACUACGCGAAUAACGAGAUCGUGAAUAAAUCAUUGAGUACCGGUUUGGAUAAUCUUUCCAUGACACUUACUGCUAUAGAAGAAUAUAGAAACUGCGAGGUUCAACGUCUGGAAGCUAAGGUAGUUGGAGAAUUGUGCCAAUAUGAAGCUAUUUGCAAACACGCACGAGAAGAGUUAAAACAUACCAUGAAUGUUAGGGAAAAGGAAUUGGCGAGGAAGAAAGUACUAGACAAGGCCAAGGAGAGACAACCGUUCAACAGGCAACAAGUAACAUAUGCAGAAUCGGAAUUAUUGAAAGCCUCAGCAGAAAUGUCAAGAACCGCCAAAGGUCUUAGCGAGCAAACUGAAUUCUUCGAGAGACGCAAACUCCAGCAACUGAAAAGCCUUCUAUCUGAUUUUGUCAUGAUAGAAAUGACUUUCCAUGCAAAGGCCGUAGAAUUACUCACGGUAGCAUAUCAGCAAAUUAGUGAUAUUAACGACAAAGCUGAUUUGGAGAACUUUAGAAGAAAAUUAAGGUCUCCAGAAAAACAAGUGAACACUGGAAUAUCGGCAAGAUCUUCAUCGUUAGCUUCCCUCAUGAAUCAACAAUCCCCAUCUAAAGAUGAUACUAUGAGUUUAAGAAGACUGAAAUCACCCGAGAAGAAUAACUUGGGGAGGUCAAACUCACUGGCUACCCUUUUGAAUCACUCAUCGUCUAAAGACGAGGAAGAGACUACGGCAUCCGAAGAGUCGGAUGAGAACGACACCACAGAAGAUACCGAAUCUCGCUAAUGAGGUGUAUUUUAAGUGAAUAAACG